Messenger RNA from Spirometra erinaceieuropaei, 796 nucleotides. NCBI's taxonomy places the organism in Eukaryota, Metazoa, Platyhelminthes, Cestoda, Diphyllobothriidea, Diphyllobothriidae. The record is from the annotation of a GenBank genome assembly.
AUGGACGCUAGGCGUAGUCUCACCUGCAAGCAAGUGAGCGACCACUGCGACCAUCACGUGGACCCACCGCUGACACCCCUACACCCCCUAGGAAAGACCCACUACUCGAAACAAUCGCAUGGUCCUCCUUUGAUUAGUCGCUUUCGUCCUUGGGUUACCGUAACGACCUUUAGGAGGGCACUAGUGAUCAUCAUCGUGGCUUUAAAGGCAUUGGUUUAGGCCAAGUCCACCACAUUGUUGUAUUUUCUUAGACAAUCUGCAACCAACGGGGGUUCCAAGGGUGUUCGUCUAUCUUUCCAUUAAUAAAACUUAACUGAAUAACAAAUUAUAGUUAGAUCUAGAAGGCUUUUGAUAUACUAAGGUUAGGAUAGACGUCCCGGAGGUCGGAGACUUAGAUCUAAUUCCUCGUUUGUGGUCCGGUCCAUGCUUCUUCUCCGUCUCUUUUGACGCAUAUUAGGCUCUUUUAACUCAGCUUCUCUACCCUUUAAGGAUUUGAGCCAGAUAGAAUGGGCCUGCAAGGAGUUGUAUACAACAUCCGACUCGGUCGUCCGCGCUCAAGCCGAAAAGACUUGUACCAGUUUGUGCGAAAGGCCAGAUUGUGUAGCAACUUGUCAGGCGCUUCUUCAGCGUGCCAAUGUAUGUAUUCUCCAUUUCCCUAAUUGCGAUUUUUAGUCAUGCUAUUCCCAGUUUAUAGCCGCCACAGCGCUCACCCGAUUCAUCUCAAAUAAAGACGCUGUGCUCCAUGUAAAUACAAGACUGGAAUUACGUGAGUUUUGACAAAAAGUCUUAUUGCUAA